This is a messenger RNA of Drosophila suzukii, 1771 nucleotides long. RefSeq names its product Succinyl-CoA:3-ketoacid CoA transferase (gene SCOT). Gene Ontology annotation, molecular function: succinyl-CoA:3-oxo-acid CoA-transferase activity. Gene Ontology annotation, biological process: ketone body catabolic process. Gene Ontology annotation, cellular component: mitochondrion. The record is from RefSeq and is a predicted model, not a curated record. Lineage: Eukaryota; Metazoa; Arthropoda; Insecta; Diptera; Drosophilidae.
UUUUCAUUCUGGUUUCUCUUGAUUUCGAGAACAGUUUGGCUUAGUUUUAAUCCGUUUUUAUAAUUUUAAAUAAAGUUAAGUUAAAAAUGCUCUGUCGACUGGUGGGAAAUAGCAAUCUGGGCGCUCGAUAUUCGGCCUCUAUCAAGGCCAUAGCGUGCUACUCCACGUCGGGAAAACAGCGGAAUGGAAAGAUCUACGAGUCGGCACUAGAUGCAGUAUCCGAUGUUAAGGAUGGCGCCAAGAUCCUCUUCGGAGGAUUCGGCAUCUGUGGUAUUCCGGAGAAGAUGAUCAACGCCCUCAAGCAAAAGGGAGUCAAGAAUAUCACUGGGGUUUCCAACAAUGGAGGGGUGGACGACACCGGUCUGGGCGUCCUGAUCAAGCAAAAGCAGGUGGCCAAGGUAAUUGGCUCCUAUGUGGGCGAAAACACUGAGCUGGUUCGUCAAUAUCUGGAAGGAGAACUGGCCGUUGAGCUGACUCCUCAAGGAACCCUUGCGGAGAAGAUUCGUGCUGGAGGAGCCGGCAUUCCCGCCUUCUACACGCCCACUGGUUACGCCACUCUUGUCCAGGAAGGCGGAGCACCCAUUAAAUACUCCAAAGAUGGCAAAGUGGAGAUCGCCAGCGAAAAGAAGCCCGUGAAGGAGUUCAAUGGAAGGAACUAUGUGAUGGAGGAGUCCAUCUUUGCGGAUUUUGCUUUCGUCAAGGCCCAGAAGGCGGAUGCCUUGGGCAAUCUGGUGUUCAACAAGGCGGCCAGGAACUUCAAUGCACCCAUGUGCAGGGCUGCCAAGGUUACCGUGGCUGAGGUAGAGGAAAUAGUGCCAAUUGGAGCCCUCUCCCCCGAUGAGAUCCAUGUGCCCGGCAUCUAUAUCAACCGCAUCUUCAAGGGUACCGACUACAAUAAGAGAGUGGAGCGCCUGAGAAUCACGGAGCCCAAGGACCCCAGCAAACCCACCCCGCCUCCUACUCCCGCCCAGGCUCUGCGUGAGCGAAUUGCCCGUCGAGUGGCUCUGGAGUUCCAGGACGGCAUGUACGCCAAUUUGGGCAUUGGCAUUCCCGUCCUCUCGUCCAACUACAUCCCCAAGGGCAUGAGCGUGAUGCUCCAGUCGGAGAAUGGAAUCCUGGGAUUGGGACCCUUCCCCACCAAGGAUCAGGUGGAUCCAGAAUUGAUUAAUGCCGGAAAAGAGAGCGUUACUGUGGUACCCGGAGCCUCCUACUUUGGCUCCGACGACAGCUUCGCCAUGAUCCGAGGUGGCCAUGUGGAUAUCACCAUUCUAGGCGCCAUGGAGGUGUCGGCCACCGGCGAUCUGGCCAACUGGAUGAUUCCGGGCAAACUGGUCAAGGGCAUGGGUGGAGCCAUGGAUUUGGUGGCUGCUCCUGGUACCAAGGUGAUCAUCACUAUGGAGCACAAUGCCCGCGAUGGUUCUCCCAAAAUCCUGGAUACCUGCUCCCUGCCACUCACUGGCAAGGGUGUGAUUGAUCUGAUCAUCUCCGAAAAGGCCGUUUUCGAAGUGGAAAAGGGUGUGGGUCUGACGCUGAUCGAGGUGGCCGAGGGUUUCACCGUGGACGACAUCAUCGCCAGCACUGGAGCCAAGUUCACAGUGUCACCCAAUGUCAAGCCUAUGGGCCAGAUUCCCGUUUGAUGAACCAUAUCCAGGACUGCCCAGAGAAGCUGCAAUACCUCAACUUGAGUGAUAAACGAGUGCAUUUAUAUUUUUUGUUGAUCGUGUGACAAAAACAUUUUUGUUGUUAAAAUAUACGUAGACCAUGUCAAAGC